Cladophialophora immunda is the source of this 2490-nucleotide messenger RNA. RefSeq lists its product as uncharacterized. Gene Ontology annotation, cellular component: nucleus. Gene Ontology annotation, molecular function: transcription cis-regulatory region binding; DNA-binding transcription factor activity, RNA polymerase II-specific; zinc ion binding. Bases 1 to 1902 code for a protein of 633 amino acids. The record is from RefSeq and is a predicted model, not a curated record. Lineage: Eukaryota; Fungi; Ascomycota; Eurotiomycetes; Chaetothyriales; Herpotrichiellaceae. The transcript has a single exon. Gene Ontology annotation, biological process: regulation of DNA-templated transcription.
AUGUCCGACGACAGUGAGCGCCGUUACAAAGCGUGUCGAACAUGCCGAAGACAGAAAAUGCGCUGUGAUGGUAGUGACGGCAUCCCCUGUCGACGAUGCCUCAAUGCAAGGGUUCCUUGUGUGUUUGACAAGACGGUCAUGAAAAGGCGAAACUCACCGUCCGACGAGGCCACCACCGCGAAACGGCAAAACAGGCAGAGUUUGGCGGAUGAGGUUGCCAUGCUGAAAGAUCAGAUCGCAAUCCUUCGACGGUCGCACAGCUGUUCGGCCCAGGAAACAGCCGAAGCGCUGUCCAUCGCAGGAGACCAACAGUCGGGGCGUGUCAACAGAGGGGUUACUGCCUUUUCAUCCCAGAGUGGUCCCGGUGACGAUGGCAAAUCCGAUUUUGGCCACACGUUCUCUCCGGAGAAUCUAGGCUGUCCCGUCAGUGCUGUUCAUGUCAUGAUGCACCCACCUCUGGACGGCGAGCCUGAGCGGAACUCGUCGGGCUGGACAGUGGAAAAUCAGUCCAAAUGGAAUCGCGAAGAUCAAUCCAAAGGCUCCCGCCCAGAUAUUAUUGAUCGUCAACUAGUCGAUGAGUCUGAAGCUCGCGAACUAUUUGAUCUAUACAUGCACGGGGGCAAUGCCUUUCUGCCUAUCUUCGAUCCGCUCCUGGACACAUUCGACUCAAUCCGACAGACGUCUCCGUUCACCCUGACAGUCAUCCUCUACGUGGCAGCUCGUCACCAACAUAUCCAAGAGACGAACAGUCCAACCUUGCAAUUGUGUAAGGAGGAGGCUCUGCGUUACGCAGCAGAGUCGUUGUUCCAGAACCCUUGCUCCCUCGAGACAUUAGAGGCCAUGACAAUUCUAGCCGUGCAUUCCGAGAAGACAUGGUUUGCGCUUGGACACGCUCUUCAGAUGGCUCUCGAUCUUGGAAUCCACUAUACAGUCCGGAAGAUAAUAUCCAGUUCUGUAUCACAGGCUAACUCGUCCACCUCCACCAGAGUGACGCGCAUUGAUCUCCGUUUUGCGCGCAUCUGGCUUUUACUUGUUCAAUACGAGCGGGCAAUCGCCUUUGGGAGCUUACGCAAAUCUCGCACCGAAGAGCUCAUUAUCGCCGACCUAGAAAGCUUUCUCGAUCUUGCUGCGCUGCAUCCUUCCGCGAUAUCUUCCUGCGCCGCCAUCGAUAUUUUUCAGGACCUGGUCCGGCUGCGCAAAGGGCCGGAUCUCCUUUCGACGGAAAAGUUUGAAACGGGUGUAAAGCUCUGGUUUCGCAAAUGGGAUUCUCGUUUCGAGGACAACGGUGUCCACAAAGAGUCUCUUCAACGCUCACACCUGAGGAUCCAAGAGCUCUAUGCGAGACUGAUACAGGGCGGCAUCAUGUUCGUUCGGGUUCUCAAGGCGCGACAGCUUCGUGAAGCUCAAACGGUCUCGACCGAUCACGACGAGAAGUCUGUUCAGCUCAGCAUACGCAUCUUACAAUUGGUGCAGGACCUUUUGACCUUCAUCAAUAACUGCCGUGCGUACAAAAGAGUCUUCUCAUGGGCACCAACGCACGAAGGCUUGCUUCUUACGUUUGUGAUCAUCCUGGCGUUUCAGGUGUUGCAGGUGCAUCCAGAUCCCCAGAGACGGGAUGAUUUAUUGGUGCAAGUCGAACAAACUGCUGUCCUGCUAAAGCAACAUCCUUUAAGGAGCUUCUACGAGGUCGUUGCUCGAUUGAUGCGCCUCGCCAAGUCUUCAUCCAUAACCCUGCAAGAUCCUUCCCUACCGAGUUCCUCACAGGCCCAUGAGUACAAUUCCAUCGACUUUGGGCCUAUAUUGGAAGGAGAGGACUGGUUCUUUGACACCUCGACCGACGCCUUCUUCCAUCCCUCCAUCGGUGAGGAGACUUCCGACAUAUAUGGACCGCCUCUCAUUUAACCGUUUGAUGGUCCACGACAUACACGACCUCCAAUGGGCUGACGGAAAGCUUUAAACCCAGUGACUAUUUUGUGUAGUUUCCCCUCGCACACUGAUGCUGGAGCGACGACCCACGCCCUCUUCCACUCCAGAUGACAGGAUUGCCCCCUAGUAUAAGGCAAGAGUCACAGCCUCGUCAGCCUUCCCACAGCUCUUUCCUCCUCCCCGCCGUCAAAGCACAGCAGAGGUCUCGAAGACAGCUCUGGGCAGAUACCACUCAUAUUUUCUCGGAUUGUCCUUUCCGCCAAAAUUUUGCUGUGCAAGGGGAAAUGCCUUUUUCCCACGACAUCUUAAGGGCUUAGGUUUCAGCCGAUGUCGGUCGGCCUGGAAUCGCCGGUGCUUUUGUGAUUGCAUGUUGUUGCUGCCUAGGCAAGAUUUCGAUUCAGGCGUCCAGGUUUUACUGAGAACAUCACUGGUGGUUUGUUCUGGCAUUAACUCCUGCAGCAAAUUGCACUCGUUAUGGGUGACGGUGGUUGCGGAGAGCAAAGUGUGCAAUAAAUCCCUCGUCGAAAGGCGCUGGCCGACAUCUUGCUGGUCUGUUGCUUCGGC